Capronia coronata CBS 617.96 is the source of this 3543-nucleotide messenger RNA. RefSeq lists its product as uncharacterized. Lineage: Eukaryota; Fungi; Ascomycota; Eurotiomycetes; Chaetothyriales; Herpotrichiellaceae. Gene Ontology annotation, molecular function: protein binding. The transcript has a single exon. The coding region runs from base 1 to 3543 and encodes 1180 amino acids. The record is from RefSeq and is a predicted model, not a curated record.
AUGGCGGCUCCUCUUCUACCUACGAAGUUUCCUUGUUGGUGCCGCGCAGUCUAUUCCUGGGGCGGAGAGACAGACAGAGAUCUUGGUUUUGUCGAAGGCGACUUGAUCGAAUGUCUCAAUGCGGGAGAUGGUUCAUGGUGGAUGGGGAGGUUGCGCAGAGACAAGAGAAUGAUGGGUCUUUUUCCUUCCAACUUUGUUGUUGUGCUCGAGGACAACUUUGUGCCUAAGAGCCGGUCAGUCAGCCCGCUGCCUGAUCUGUCGAAAAGCGACCUCGUAAGCAAGAACAGUUCUUUACAUCUACAAGAGAAGAAGGAGAGGGCAAAGUCGAGGAGGCCAUUUCAAGGUUACAAGAAUGCGAAAACUCCCACAGGAACACUGAGCGCGGCGGCGCAGCAGGCGGGACCUGCAACGUCUGCAGCACCACAACCGUACGAUCCGAGGAACCCUCCGUCCACAGUCUUAUGGCAGCAGAGACCCCCAUCGCGAGCUCCUUCAAGAUCCCCUUCACCAUUGCCACAAUUCGAGAUAGGCUCAUCACCGCCUCCGCCCCCUCCACCGCCUCAUCGUGUCCUUGGCGGUCCGCAUGGCAGUCUGUCACGAGCUCCCUCACCUGCCCCGGAACGACUGGACAUGAACGACCGGUAUCAGGCAGUCUCUCGAACACCUUCUCCUGCGCCACCCUCGAUCAAUGGACACACCCCGCCUAUGAUAAGAAGUGCGAUGGACGAGGUAAUGACUUCGUUAGAUGACAUGACACUUGUUGGAAAGGAUUCCAUCCACGAGCCAGAACAUGAGUUCAACCCUUGGUCGCCCGAAGCUUUUGAUGACUUCCGCCGUUCUGGCUCGAGACCGGAUCCUCGACCCGUUACCAGCCUUGGUCUCGGGCCAGGUGGCAGUCAUUAUUCCGAGGGGCGCAUCAACUACAGCAGUCGACACAACAGCCCCGAUAGAUUCCAGGAUGGGCCGCCGCGCCUGGAAAAUUAUGUGCAGAGAAUGGAAAGUCGACUGCGUCGGAUGCAACAGGCGCGAGAGCAACCCAAUCAAGAUGAUGUCGGGAGCGAUCCUCCUGAGCCGCCUCCGAAGAAUUCUCCCUGGGCGUCAAGGCCUGGUUCUGCCAUGGCAUCCCGACGAUUGUCAAUGCGAAAGAGGAAGUCGGCCUUUGAGCUUGGUGGGGAUAAGCUAGCAAGAACAUUUACAACGAAAACGAAUUCAACAAAUUCAAGCAGUGGAGUCCAGAGUGUUGCCACCAAUUCCUCACAUCAGACCAGCAUGACCAGUCAGAGCCUCAUGAGCGGAUAUUCGGCAGGCGGAAUCAGUGCCACCAGCGCAGGCAGUCUUGCCAGGAAGAGGAUGGGAAGUAUGAGGGAUCGCAUUGUCAGACCGAUGACAAGCGCAGGGACCAGAAUGCCGCAGUGGGAACCAGCGGAGAUUCGCCCGAAAACACCAACCACGGGAGUGUCUUAUCACUCGAGCCACGACUCGAGACAAGGCGCUAAGUCGGCCGUUGGAUGGGAAGACGCAAGCAGGAGCGUUACAGGUGGACUGGGAGGCUUCACCACUCCCAAGGCAAAAAAACCAGGCUUCUUCAAGAAAUUGAUGGAUAGCGCAAAGACAGGUGCGGCCAGUGCCAGAAGUACCAUUUCAGCCAGUCAGACGGGUAGCAACGCUGGAUCGCCAACUAAAAUGACCGGCAUCGCGGGCGGGACAGCAUUCAAUGCGCCAGUGCAGUACUCUCAGACCAGUGGCGCAUAUGGAAGAGAUGCUGCGAGAGAGAUGGGUCUCGCCAGUGGUGCUUCUGGAUCAUAUAUCUUGACCCGGCGAGACGUGAACAGGUCCAACACACCUGGUCCGUCAGAACGACAAGAACGCGCAGAUCGAUGCCAUAUGUUGGAUCAACCGGUCAUUUGCCCUGUCGAGGAGCUAUACGAAAACCUCGAAGGCGAUGAAGACGCGGAUGGGCGGCCCGUCCAUGUACCUUUCCAAAUCAGCAAUCCUAGUUUCAGUCAAGUGGACAAGGCAGCUCGGUUCAUCACAAGUCUACCAAGCAGCAUCACCGCGGCUAGUCUGGCGACAGGCUACAUCUGUCGGCCAUAUCGAAGUGGAGUCCAACGACUCCGUGCCAUCUUUAUCUGGUGCGCUGAGAGGAUCAACUGGGAAGAAGAUCUUGACUUGGAUGCCUUCAAUUACAACCAACCGAUCGAUACCAGGAGAGUCAUCCAGGCGAAAAGGGGAAGUAGUCAGGAGGUCUCGACUCUUGUCUUGGAGAUGUGCCACGCCAUUGGCAUGCAUGCGGAGAUUGUGCAAGGGUAUCUCAAGACUCCCGGAGAAGAUCUCGACUUAGACGCUGUCUCGCGUCCGAACCAUUUCUGGAAUGCCAUCUUGGUCGACGGAGAGUGGAGGAUCAUGGACGCCAGCCUUGCCAGCCCUACGAAUCCAAAGAGGGCACUGUAUUCGAGCGUCAGCACGAGCAUUGCCGAAUCGUGGUAUUUCUUGACGAAGCCAAGCGAGAUCUGUUGGACUCAUAUCCCCGUCCAGGAUGUGCAGCAGCACAUGAUCCCACGUGUCAGCCCGGAUGUCCUCUUGAGCCUGCCCGGGACGUGUCCACCAUUCUUCCGCCAGGGGUUGUCAAUGCAUGCCUACGACACCAGCAUCAUCAGAAUGGACGGACUGGAAAUGUGCACCUUGAGCAUCAACGUGCCCCCAGAUGUCGAGAUCGUGGCAGAGGUGGAGGCCAGGAAAUAUCUGCGCGACCAAGACGGAGACGUCUACGAGGAUGCGGACAACGUGACCAAGAAACGAGCUCUGACUCAGGCGAGCUGGUACCGAACCGUGCCCAACACCGAACUGUGUCAGAAACGCUAUGUCAUCAAGGCCGUCCUGCCGGGAGACGAGGGGAUCGGAGUACUCAAAGUGUACGCCGGGAAGAAAGGGCUGAUGCUCAGCUCGCGCGAUAUCAUCCAUCCUUUGGCCCUGGCAUUGCCAUUGUACCACAGCGGCGAGAAUCCGGCCUACGAUUUCGUCAUGAGACAUCCCACGCCGCACGCCACGAGGCAAGAUCUGUACGUGGUGCAACCUCAAUGUCUGCGACUCGGAGCGGGCGAGACGUAUGUCUUCUGUGUCCGACAGCAUGCUGCUUCUGUUGCGUCCACGCCAGCGAUCGAACAGCCUGGCUUCGAUCUACGCCCCAGCAGUCCAAAUCCGCUGGUCAGACCUGCAAGUGCUAUGAGCAUGACGAGCAGUGCGGCCGGCAGCAACCCGAGCGAUUACAACAACAGCAUUGCCAACGGCAGUGCGGUCGGUGGUAGAGCCAAAGACAAGCCUGCGAAACUGGCCAUUCAGAGCCCCGGCGGCAAGAUAAUCAGACUGAGCCGCAAGCAUGAGGGUCUGCUCCAACCUUGUCAGUUGAAAGAAGUCGAUGGGGAAGUGCUCGGGAGUGUCUGGGAGACGAUCGUCAAGGUCCAGGAGCGUGGAGUCUGGAGAGGACUAGUUCUCGCGGAUCGAAGUGCGAGAUGGUGUGUCUGGGGCGAAUGGGAGUGUGUCUGA